AUGGGGACGAUACAUUAUAAGGGGCACACUGUUGCUAUAUAUGUGGAUAUCCCGUUCUCAGUCCUGGUAGAGAAAAGGAAGCUGGCUCCAGUCGCUAGUCGACUAAGAGAACACUCCAUGAAAUACUGCUGGGGAUUAGAGGUGUCCCUCUUUGUAGAGAGUGGAAGAGAGACAAUUACGCUGACGUCAGCGGAAGAUCCAGAGCCGCACCUGCAGGCACUGGGAUUGUCCAUUAACCCACGAGGAGCUUCUCCAGAGGCAAAAAAUAAGGACUGGGACCAUGAAAUUAGGAACAACAAUGCGACUACACAACCGCAACAGACCAUACCCAAGAAAGUGCACCCACAAGCAAGAAGCCGGGACGCCGGCCUCAGCGCUUCGGGAACACUGACUAGCCCAUACCACAUCAGAAGCCUCACUUGA
Molecule: messenger RNA, 423 nt
Organism: Pelobates cultripes (western spadefoot toad)
Lineage: Eukaryota; Metazoa; Chordata; Amphibia; Anura; Pelobatidae
Source: the annotation of a GenBank genome assembly